CUGAAAAAAUGACAAAUUUGGAUAUUACUUGUGAUAUAUUUGUUUCGGAUUUGUCAAAAGCUUUGAAGGAAGUUGCUGGUGGUAGAGAUGUAAAUGUUGAUACUACUCUUCUACCUGUGGACAGUGUCUUGAAAAAGAUGUUAGACCGAACCAAUGGAACAAAAACCAAACCACCUGAUGUGAGAAGUAAGAAAACAAGAACAAGAAAAGAACAUGUUCCUUUUUACAAUUUAAAUGACCAGCUCACUCCCUUUGCUGAUAUUGUUAAACUUUAUAAUCUGGGUAAAAAUACUUUACUUUCGGAUGAUCCUUCUGAUUGGAGACUUGAAUGUACAUCAGUGGAUGAAGAGGGAUACAGGGAAUAUGAUGCUGAAAUUGAUCAAAAUGAUGAUGCUUUCGAUAAAAGAAUAAGUGAAAUUUUGAAAAUGGAAAAUUCAGAACGAAUCAGAGCAUUAAAAGCUCCCUUUUUGAAGAGUGCAAUACAACUGAUGCGGAAUUCUGUAACAAAUAGGAUUUUCUUCAUUGACUCAGUAAAAAAGUAUUCUAUCGAAAAUCCAGUAACCAUGCUCUCAUUAGGUGACACAAAAGAUGAUGGAAUCAUAUCUUCUUUCGCCCAAAUGUCUUUGCAUGAUGACCCAUCAGAAAAUAUUCAACAGUCUUUUCAUGAGAUGGAAGAAUUAGAAUCAGACGAUUUAAAUCAUGAUCUAGUGGAUGAUAACAAUUUUGCUGAGCAGUCAUUUAUAGAUGAAAAUACUCUACAAAACUUGAUGGUCGAGCCACCCGUUUUGGUUAAACCCUCGUUUAUAAAAUUUGAAAAGAAGCAGACCAAUGUUGAUACUGAUCUUGUGAAGAAGGAAAUGUUUCACAUUAUAUCAUCAAGCUUCGAGAAACAUACUGGUGACUCAAACUCUGGUGCUUAUUUUUCUGAAGUUUAUACAGAACUCAAGAAAAAGCAAUUCAAAAUGUCUAUGCAAUAUGCAUUUGUCAUUUUGUUGCUUCUCUCUAAUGAAAAAUGUUUAUCAUUGGAAUCCAUGAAAGAUAGUUCAGAUAUUUUAAUCUUGCAGGACAUUAAUGAAGUAGAGUAAAAGUAUGCUUAGUCAAGAGUUUGAAACAUUAAGCAUAUGUAUAUUAUUCAUUUGGUUAUGCUCAAUUUUGAUUUCAAACUGAAACUUCGUGGCCAUUUUAUGUACUUUAUGUUAUAUUUUUUUGACCGGUGUUUGCUACACUAAGCUCUUUAUUAUUAUUUUGUUUUAAUUUUUAAGUGAAAUUUAACUACUGAUUUUACUAUUUCAUUUUUACUGAUAUUCAUUUUAUUUUUAAUAACCUACUUGAGUAAUGCUUUAAAUUUUAA
This is a messenger RNA of Uloborus diversus, 1351 nucleotides long. RefSeq lists its product as uncharacterized. Lineage: Eukaryota; Metazoa; Arthropoda; Arachnida; Araneae; Uloboridae. The coding region runs from base 9 to 1085 and encodes 358 amino acids. The record is from RefSeq and is a predicted model, not a curated record. The transcript is spliced from 7 exons.